GCGCUUUAUUUGACACCAAUCAAAUCCUUCGGUGUCGUCUUCCUCUUUGGAUUUAAAGUCGUCUUCUUUUCUACUUUUUCUUUCUGAAAAAAAUAAUGGCCAAGUGUUUCAGCUUUACUGCAACGCGGGACUGGUGUUUCCGCUACAGCUUUUCCAACGCCGGCCUCCGAUCAUCGACGACGGACCUCGGCGAUGGCACCGUCAUGCACGUUUGGGCCCCAAAAGCUCACAUCGAAUCCAAGCCCACGUUAGUCCUCAUUCACGGCAUAGGCGCCAACGCGAUGUGGCAAUGGAACGACUUCGUGUCACCCCUGAUGUCCAGAUUCAACGUCUACGUCCCGGAUCUCCUCUUCUUCGGCGACUCCUACACGACCCGACCCGAACGUUCGGAACAGUUCCAGGCCCAGUGUGUCAUGCGGGUCAUGGAGGCCCAUGGGGUUACAGUUAUGAACGUUGUCGGGAUCAGUUACGGCGGCUUCGUCGGUUAUAGUAUGGCGGCGCAGUUUAAGGAGAGAGUCGAGAAGUUGGUGCUAUGUUGCGCCGGGGUUUGUUUGGAAGAUAAAGAUAUGGAUGAAGGGAUGUUUAAAGUGAAGAGCGUGGAUGAAGCUGUUAGUAUUUUGCUGCCCCAGAAGCCCGACAAGAUGAGGGAAUUGAUGAAGAUUUCGUUUCAUAAGCCCGUUAAAGGAGUCCCUACUUGUUUUCUAAACGAUUUCAUCCAUGAAAUGUGCACAGAGUAUUUUCAAGAGAGAAAAGAACUGAUCCAAGCAUUACACAAGGAUCGAAAGCUGUCCGAUCUUCCGAAGAUAAACCAGCCAACACUGAUACUCUGGGGAGAAUAUGACCAAAUAUUCCCCUUGGAAUUGGGACACAGAUUGAAAAGCCAUCUGGGAGACAACGCAGAACUAGUGAUCCUAAAGAAUGCAGGCCAUGCUAUCAAUGUUGAGAAGACUAAAGAGUUAUCUAAGUACUUCAAAUCUUUCCUUACUGAUUCACUUCCUCCUUCGAAACCCAGAAACUAUAGCAAUGGCUGUAAAACAGAUUGAAAGAUUGCAGAUGAUCCUUCCCAGUCAGUCAUGUUCAGAUGAUGGAAUUUGUUAUACAGAUUAAGCAUGCUUCAAACAUUUGUAAUUUAUGUAUAAAUUCUCGAACUUAGAUUGGCAUCAAAGGGCAGUUGUUUUUAGAGCAAAGCUUGACAUUUGCAGCU
Hibiscus syriacus is the source of this 1204-nucleotide messenger RNA. RefSeq lists its product as uncharacterized. The coding region runs from base 96 to 1043 and encodes 315 amino acids. The transcript is spliced from 5 exons. Gene Ontology annotation, molecular function: catalytic activity. The record is from RefSeq and is a predicted model, not a curated record. NCBI's taxonomy places the organism in Eukaryota, Viridiplantae, Streptophyta, Magnoliopsida, Malvales, Malvaceae.